Molecule: messenger RNA, 337 nt
Organism: Staurois parvus
Lineage: Eukaryota; Metazoa; Chordata; Amphibia; Anura; Ranidae
Source: the annotation of a GenBank genome assembly
UAUCAGUGCCCAUCAGUGCUGCCUAAAAGUUCCAAUCAGUAUCACCUAUCAGUGCCAGUCAGUGCCACCUAUCAGUGCCAGUCAGUGCCACCUAUCAGUGCCAUAUAUGAGUGCUGCCUUUUAGUGCCCAUCAGUGAUGCCUGUCAAUGGUCAUCAGUGCCACUUAUCAGUGCAAGUCAGUGCCACCUAUCAGUGCCCAUCAGUGCCGCCUAUCAGUGCCAGUCAGUGCCGCCUAUCAGUGCCAGCCAUCAGUGCCACCUAUCAGUGCCCAUCAGUGCUGCCUAACAGUUCCAAUCAGUGCUGCCUAACAGUUCCAAUCAGUGCCACCUAUCAGUGC